Zophobas morio is the source of this 641-nucleotide messenger RNA. RefSeq names its product protein FMC1 homolog. The transcript has 3 exons. The coding region runs from base 265 to 573 and encodes 102 amino acids. Gene Ontology annotation, cellular component: mitochondrion. Lineage: Eukaryota; Metazoa; Arthropoda; Insecta; Coleoptera; Tenebrionidae. The record is from RefSeq and is a predicted model, not a curated record.
ACAAAUGUAUCAAAACCAAAACGUGAACAAUGUCGAACAAAAGCCACGGUUCGAACGACGAUUUUAAGCUCAUAACCUACAAACGUGAGAAAAAAUCAACAAAAUCGCCAAUUCAGACGAACAAAGCUUGUGCGGAUACGAAUUUGCCACCCAGGGAUGCAAUUGUAAGACGAAUUGAAGACGCAAAAUUAGAAGUAAAGUCGUCAGACUUGUUGGCUUCGGCGCUUGCAUCACUACGAGAAGAUUCGAGACAAGUUGGGUAGUAUGGCUUCUAAAGUAAACACUUUGAGACAUAUUAUAUCGGAGUUGCGCUACGCGCUUCCGUCAAGUUCCUUAAAAAAUAACUUGAGCCUUCAGUAUAUUUUAAGUCAGUACCGAAAACACAAAACCACGAGUGAGCAGUUGUGUAAGGCCAGGGAGGAGAUGGAGUUCAUGGCUAAUACUUACUUGUGUUAUUUAAAAAGCUUGCGCUUGCAGCAGGAAAUACACGACGAGUUUCACGGGAAAGGGGAAAGAACCGUGCGCGAAACGGCCAAUUUAGUUGGGUUUAAACUACCUCAUGAUCCAAAAUAAUGUCUAGGUUUAGUAGUAACACAUAUUGUAAAAUAUAUAGUGGUGUAAUAAAGAACAAGAGAUGAGAA